AUGAUUGGAAUACUUCUCAAAGUAUUAAAUAAAAUCUAAGUUUUAGGAAAAAAUAUCAAUAAGAAAUUAGCAACAAUUAUUAACAAGUUCAAUUAUGAAUUUUUUGAAGCAAGAUUGUGAAAACUCCUAAAGCUAACAAUUGAAUUUUUAAGGUAAGUUUACAAUAAAGUUUAAAUCAUAUUCUUGUAUAAUCAUUAGUGAUUUAAAGAUUCCUAAUGAAUUUCACACGAUGCAGAUUUAUGAGAUGAUCCAAAAUGUAUUAAUUAUUAUAAAGACAUCUUCAAAAGUAGAUUGAAUUCUCUAAUUUAUAGAGUAUUAUCUCUCCUUUUAUGAUGAAUUCAAUAAUUUUGACUAAAUAUUGUAGUUUAGUCAGAUUUAGAUAAUCUAAUUGAAAUUCGUUAAAUAAAUAACAGAGGGAGUAAUUAUUGGUGUUAUUCUUAUUGAACUUAAUAAUUUGGAAUGUUUAGUUCUGGUCAAAUAAGUAAUCAACUAAAAUCGAAAACAUCGUAAGUCAAAAUUUAACUAAAAAGAAUUAAUACUUAUAUUGAGAUAUUGUUAAUUUAGGAUAGUUUGGAUCGAUUUAAUGAAGAUAUUGAAUCAUUUAUAAGUAAUUAUUAAAUCUUUAAGAGAAUAGAUGAAAGAACUAGAAAGAACUGUAAAAGAUUGCAAACUAUUUAGAUCUAGAUUGAUUAGAUUUCUGGUAGUGUUAAAACAUCUAGAAUUUCUUCAAAAGUGAUAACUGACUUAGAAAAUAGAUCUUCUAAGAUAUUUUGA
Molecule: messenger RNA, 774 nt
Organism: Paramecium sonneborni
Lineage: Eukaryota; Ciliophora; Oligohymenophorea; Peniculida; Parameciidae
Source: the annotation of a GenBank genome assembly